This is a messenger RNA of Paramuricea clavata, 2091 nucleotides long. The record is from the annotation of a GenBank genome assembly. Lineage: Eukaryota; Metazoa; Cnidaria; Anthozoa; Malacalcyonacea; Plexauridae.
AUGCAGAACCAGUGUAUCUUCGGCGCCGAAUUCUUGAAAGCGAACGGAAUGGUUGUUAACAUUGCACAGGAACUUUUGUCAUGGGACUCGGGGGAGACGCGACUGCUUAUUGAAGCAGCUGCGCCAACUAUCAACAAAUUAUCGGUUCUGCUGGAGAAAUAUGCAGACGUGUUUGUAAAUGGACCGGAUGAUCCUUUGGGACGGACUAAUGAUGCUGAACAUUCUAUUGACACUGGGGACAGUCGACCAGUCAAACAACGACCAUACAGAAUAUCUGUCCAUUUAAACAAAGUGGUGAAUAAUCAAGUUGAUGAAAUGCUUGCUCGAGGUCUCAUUAGGCCAAGCGACGUACAGCCCGUGGUCCUCUCCAAUUGUAAUGGCCCCCGUUUAAACGCAGUUACCAGGAAGGAUGCGUUUCCAAUGCCGCGAAUAGAUGAGAUCCUUGACAAACUCGGUGGAGCACGCUUCUUUAGCACGUUAGAUUUGGCUUCAGGCUACUGGCAGGUCCCUCUGAGAGAAGAGGAUAUUCCUAAAACCGCGUUCACAGUUGGCUCAAAUCAUUACGAGUUUACUGUUAUGCUCUUCGGCUUGACAAACGCCCCAGCCACCUUUCAGCGAAUGAUGACGAAACUUCUCCAUGGGAUGAGCGGCUGUCUGGUAUUUAUCGAUGAUAUCAUUAUCUUUGCUGACACCUGGGAGGAACACCAGAAAAUUUUGGAAGAGGUUUUGCAUCGAAUCAAAGCAGCUGGCUUGAAGCUCAAGGGAACGAAAUGUCAGUUCGGACGUGAAUCGGUUCAGUUUUUGGGACAUAUUGUAUCCGCAAGGGGAAUCCAUCCGAACCCAGAGAAAGUCCAAGCCGUACAAGAUUUUCCACACCGUCUUCGUUGUCGGAUGUCAGAGCAUUUGUGGGAAUGGCCUCCUACUACCGCAGGUAUGUCCGUAAUUUUGCGGAUAUCGCCGCUCCUUGCCUUGCCCAAUUUUAUGAUUCCUUUCACUGUUUACACUGAUGCUAGCGAUUCUGGUCUUGGAACAGUGUUGUCGCAACGUGUUGGUUCCAGCGAAUAUGUCGUUUGCUAUGCUAGUCGGUCAUUGACAUCAGCGGAGAACUAUUCAACAACUGAGAAAGAGUGUCUGGCCAUUGUGUGGGCCAUUCACUACUGGCGUCCCUACCUACUGGGAAAGGCGUUUCAAUUGGUUACCGACCAUCAAAGUUUAACUUGGCUUCAGGGACUAAAAGAACCCAAAGGUCGCUUAGCACGUUGGAUCUUAACCCUUCAAGAAUAUGACUUUGCCAUCGUACACCGCCCGGGUCGUGAGAACAGUAAUGCAGAUGCACUUUCACGGUCUCCUCUUCCAACUACAGUCGUCAAUCAUCCUCAUUUACCGGAUGAGGAGAUCGUCAUCUGGGUUAGACCCACCCUUAUUGAAACCGAAUGGUCCCGGGAAGAGAUUUGUCAGGCACAGCACGAUGGGCAAGUUUGGAAACAACUGGAAAUAAUUGACGGUGUUUUGCAUCGACGCGUAUCAACAAGUGGUUGGAAAGAUGGUCUCGUCCUCGUAGUUCCUCGGAAAAUGCGUGCGGAUCUGUUGCGGCUCUCUCAUAAUGAUCCUAGUUCUGGGCACAUGGGUGUUAAUCGCUGCGUCGAACGUUUGCAGCCGUGGUAUUACUGGCCUGGAAUGACCAGCGAGGUGCAUCUGUGGGUUGCAGAGUGUGACGUGUGCAACCAAAGAAAAUCGUCGUCAGCAUCCCACCGUUCCCCCAUGGAGAACAUCCGAGUAUCUCAACCAAUGGAGUUGUGGGCAUUAAUGGACAUCUUAGGACCCCUUCCAACAACAGCACGAGAGCACCAAUAUGUUUUAGUGAUGAGUGACCACUUCACUAAAUGGGUCGAAGCAGUCCCAAUGGCUGAUCAGAAAGCAGAGACGGUAGCUCGUGCGUUUAUUGACAACGUAGUGUCUCGACAUGGCGUUCCUGUGAAACUCCUCACUGACCAAGGUAGAAACUUUGAGUCGGCCGGAGCUCAUGAAAGAAGUAUUCAAGCUGUUGGGCGUUCACAAGUUGCGGACAUCACCAUAUCACCCACAGACUGA